UUUGAGAAAUGAGAACCACUGACUGUCCACUGUACAGUUCUGUUGUUAAAACUACUUAUAAGUCCAAUGUUAUCUUGAUAAGCUUUUAUUUGGGAAUAAAUAGUAAAUACUAAUAGAAAAUAUUUCCUUACAUAGAAUUUUGACUUUUAAUCACAGUAAUUUUAAAUUAUAGUCGUUUCGACUAUAAGUAGUCGAAAUUUAGAACACUGUGAUACUUUUUGGUACCAAAUUUAAGAUUGACGUGCAAAAGAACUCAUUAUGUGGACAACAGUUUGGCUCCAUCAACAAAAUUAUGUCUUAUCCCUCGUUAGGUUGUUGGCGACAUGAUUGAUUUCCUGCUGAAUUUUAAUAUGGGAUGGAUUCGCCAACAUCUGAUGUGCUUUUGCUCAGUGAAGACGACAGCGGUCUUUUGGUCAAUGGUUCGUUUUCAAACAGUUCUGCCAGUAGCAGUUCUAACAAACAUUCACCGCAAUUUAAAUGUAAAGAAUGUGAUGAUGAGUUAUCAUUAAGUCAAGAGGAUUCUCUAAUUGACGAUUCUGACACAUCAUAUACACAACAGUAUAAUACAUUGAAGAAAUGUCCUAAUGUUCAAAAAUCAGAGAAUCCAAUUCAGCCUCCUGUUGAAUUUCAAGACCAUACAAAUUCUAUUAAUGUUUACUCUCCUCCAUUUGAAUUUAAAGACAAUCAAUGUAAACAUAUUCAAUCUCCUGUCUACACCAAUGAAUGUAUGAUUCGUGUUGAAAAAUAUGCAGAAGGUUUUAUAAAGUCGUUGAUCAUUGACUCGCUGAAACACUUAGAUCCAUUGCAUGAUACUAGGCACAUUAAACAACAAAAACUGUAUCAUAAUUUAGGUAUUUAUUGGAAAACUAAUUAUCGUUUACCAAAUGGAUCAAAUAAUUCUUUGUUAUCAACUAUUUCAUCGUCUCAUAACUCCUUAUUUAAUGUAGUUUCUUCGGAUGAUUCAAAUUUUAUAUCUUCUGCUGUUUCACAUGAUGCUCUUAAUAGCGAUACAUAUACAUUACCAAUUGAUAGUUCCCCAUUUAAUGUCGCUUUUCGACGACCGUUGAGAAAAAAAAGAAAAUUUCGUGAUCAGUGCCAUUCCAUACCAGUUAGUAAAAAAUCAGGCGAAAAAUGUGUCGAUGUUCAAGAGCCCAUACACAUGACUGUAAAAGAUGUACGAACAAUUCUUCACAAUAUUUAUAGUAAUACAGAAGAGUGUAGCAAACCUGAAGUUGCAAAUGUAUCAAAAUGCAAUGAUGUACAAAACGAUCACAACAAAGAGAACUGUGUUAGCAAAAUAUCAUCGUCUAAAUGCAAAAUCAGAAAAAAAUCAUUUAUGGUGAAUAUUAAACAUAAAAAAGCUAAAGACAAUAGCACAGCAGAAGAUAUUGGUGGUCAUAGCUCUAGUCAUUCAACAAGAAAAAUCUUUUGUUCAUCUCCAUUUAUUUCAUCGACAAAAUCCAACUUUUCUUUUAGUUUAAAACAAACAUUUUGUAAUAUUUUUCGUUCACGUAAAAGUACAUCAACAGACUUGGACCCGGAAUUAAACCCAACAGAUACUGUCGUUCUUUUAGAUGUAACUAAGGAGGCAACGUUUGAAAAUCGUGCACUUCCACCUGUACCUGAUGAUGGGCCCAGAGAUACAUAUGAACGUGAAACUAGUAUGGAUUUUGCAACUAGCAUUGAAAAAGUGAAAGAUUAUGGAUGGUAUUGGGGUCCAACAUCGGGAGAAGUUGCAGAAAAAAUACUGUCAAAUGAACCCGAUGGAUCGUUUAUUGUACGUGACAGUAGUGAUGAUCAUUAUAUAUUUUCAUUGACAUUUAAACUGAAUGGUUUUGUUCGGCAUGUUAGAAUUGAGCAUGAUCAAGGAAAUUUUAGUUUUGGUAGUUGUACAAAAUUUAAAAGUCAUACAAUUGUUGAAUUUGUUGAAAACGCAGUAGAACAUUCUCGUAGUGGAAGGUAUUUGUUCUUUUUGCAUAGACGUCCAAUUCUCGGACCAAUGAGAGUUCAGUUACUUCAUCCUGUUUCUCGCUUCAAACAAGUCCAAAGCUUACAACACAUGGCCAGGUUUGUCAUUUUGAAGAUGGUACGACGAGAUUUGAUCCACAAAUUGCCAUUACCCAGACGACUGAUUGAUUAUUUAAAUACACCUCAUUAUUAUUGUGAACAACUAGGUAGCUCUGACAGUAGCCAAUCAUCAACUCCUACUCCAGCUGUACAUUUAAUAUCAUUUACACCACCUUAAAUUUAUCAAUUUAUCAUUAGAAAUUUAUAUUAUUGGUAAAAAAAAAUAUAAAUAUAUUGUCCAAUA
Aphis gossypii (cotton aphid) is the source of this 2311-nucleotide messenger RNA. RefSeq lists its product as uncharacterized. Gene Ontology annotation, biological process: intracellular signal transduction; phosphatidylinositol phosphate biosynthetic process. The record is from RefSeq and is a predicted model, not a curated record. The transcript has 8 exons. NCBI's taxonomy places the organism in Eukaryota, Metazoa, Arthropoda, Insecta, Hemiptera, Aphididae. Gene Ontology annotation, cellular component: phosphatidylinositol 3-kinase complex. Gene Ontology annotation, molecular function: 1-phosphatidylinositol-3-kinase regulator activity. Bases 356 to 2245 code for a protein of 629 amino acids.